Messenger RNA from Malaya genurostris, 801 nucleotides. RefSeq lists its product as uncharacterized. The record is from RefSeq and is a predicted model, not a curated record. Lineage: Eukaryota; Metazoa; Arthropoda; Insecta; Diptera; Culicidae. The transcript has 2 exons. Gene Ontology annotation, molecular function: DNA binding. Bases 62 to 763 code for a protein of 233 amino acids.
ACAAAAGCAGAUGAGUUUGAAGAUAGUUUGUUUGGUCGUUUUCGAACCAGUGUGAAGUGAAAUGUUCCAGUCCGGUAAUAUGCAGAAUAUAGACACGGAGAAGUUUAUCGACGAAGUUCGAAUGCGGAGAGCCCUCUGGGAUAGAACCUCAGAGGAGUACCGUGAUAAAACAUUACGAUUUCUUCACUGGGAGGAUUUGUGUACCGUCAUGAUUCCAGAGUUCGGUGGAAUGACUCCCAGUGAUAAGUUGAGUACAGUUCUUGAGGUCCAGAAAAAGUGGCGACAGCUCAGAACUGCUUUAAAUGAAUCUUUAAAACUGUCUGACAACAGAAGAAGGCCGUUCGUUUCCGAGGAGAAUCUUUCGUUUUUAAAGUCACCUGCAAAACAAACGAUCGACAGCGAUUGUAAGGACGAUGACAGUAGGCAACCGAGACAAACGAAUUGCGUACAGAAGAAAUAUAAGAGAUGGGAUGAAAGCGAGGACAUGCAUUUCUUUCGGACAUUGCUGCCACUGAUUAGGCCGCUAUCGGUGCGACAGAAGAUGAAAUUUCGAAUGGAAGCAAUGAAAAGAGCUCUGGAGUUUUCGGAGAAUAUCGGGUCUUCUUGUUCUCAGACACCAGCAGCUCGAGUGCCGUCUAUUCCCAGAGAAUCUGUUCUGAACACAGAACAUUCCGUGCCUACUCCCGGAUUGAUCGUAAAAAGAAGUCCAUCACUAAAUGAGGUCAAGAUAGAGCCUGGUUUAACUUACAAAGAUGAUGUUUAACAAAUGUGUGUCAUAUUAUUUUUAAAUAGAUGUUUUUA